AUGCGCAAAACUCUUCAAUCUCCCCUUGCGCGGCUACCCGCCACAGCUGCGAGGACUCAAAGCCUGCCUCUUGCACAGCUCCGCCGAGGGGUAUCCACACAAUCGCCUGUGCGACCGCACCCCGCGCGCCCUGCGCACCCCGCCAGAGGAUGUAUAAACGCGACCUCGCCAGUCGGAGCACCUCGAAUCUGCAAAAGAAAUAGCUCUAGCGUCAGCGUCGCUGCGGCGGCGGCUGAGAAUGUCAACCACGACGAUAUCGGACCCAUCCAAGAGUAUGACGCCAGAGUCGCCAGCGGAAGACUUCGCAACGACGAGCACCAGCGAGUCCUUCUUUGGUGGGCUUUUCAAAGGCGGCCAAGCGAAAUCUGCCAUCGGCGCCAUCUCCGAUACCCUCCCCGCGGGCUUUACCUCUACGGAGAUGUUGGCAGCGGCAAGACGAUGCUUAUGGAUCUGUUCUACGACACCCUUCCCAGCUCGAUCAAGACCAAGACGAGGAUCCACUUCCAUCACUUCAUGCAAGAUGUGCAUAAGCGCUCGCACAAGCUCAAACAAGAGCAUGGCAUCGACAUUGACACUAUACCCUUUAUCGCGGCGGACAUUGCUCAACAGGGAAGCGUGCUCUGUUUCGACGAGUUUCAAUGCACGGAUGUCGCAGACGCCAUGAUUCUAAGAAGACUUCUCGAAGCUCUCAUGUCUCAUGGUGUGGUAUUGGUCACGACGUCAAAUAGGCACCCCGACGAGCUCUACAAGAAUGGCGUUCAGCGAGAGUCAUUUGUCCCUGCCAUCAACUUGCUCAAGAGCCGACUUCACGUGAUCAAUCUCGACUCCCCGACAGAUUACCGCAAGAUCCCCGCCCUCCAUCGGAAAUGGUUCCGCUUCCUCGGUGACCCCGAGUCCCCGGAGCCACACCCCGAGGUUCAGACAGUCUGGGGCCGAAAAAUCUACAUCCCCAGGGUGAGCGGGACAUGCGCUUGGUUCACCUUUGACGAACUGAUUAGGCAACCUACGUCAGCCGCCGACUAUCUAGAGCUCAUGCGCAGUUAUGGGUCCUUUAUCAUCACCGACGUGCCGGGCAUGACUCUGAAGGAGCGUGACCUGGCGCGGCGCUUCAUCACAUUUAUCGACGCGGUUUACGAACGACAAGCCAAACUUGUCUUAACGACGGAGAAGCCGCUCACUGAGCUGUUUGUCUCGCGUGACGAGCUUGCGGAAUCAUUGAAAGAUGAAAAUGCGGAUAAUGGCGAGAGCGCAGACUCGAUGAUCAACCAUUUCAUUGAAGACCUCGGCCACAAUGUCGAGCAGCUCAAGUCCUCACCCUUAUUCACGGGUGAAGAGGAAGCCUUUGCUUUUGCCCGUGCGCUCUCCCGACUAAAGAAGGACGACUGGGCCAAGGUGCGGAGCCGGCGCAUGGAGGAUAGCAUGUAA
Molecule: messenger RNA, 1425 nt
Organism: Parascedosporium putredinis
Lineage: Eukaryota; Fungi; Ascomycota; Sordariomycetes; Microascales; Microascaceae
Source: the annotation of a GenBank genome assembly